Messenger RNA from Batrachochytrium dendrobatidis JAM81, 1005 nucleotides. RefSeq lists its product as uncharacterized. The transcript is spliced from 5 exons. Lineage: Eukaryota; Fungi; Chytridiomycota; Chytridiomycetes; Rhizophydiales. The record is from RefSeq and is a predicted model, not a curated record. The coding region runs from base 1 to 1005 and encodes 334 amino acids.
AUGCAACAGACAGAACAAACUAAACCCAACAGUCAUCUUGCUUGUUCUUCUCCAGACCAAACUGCUGCUUUACUCACUUCAAUAGCCAAUACAAACUCUGGUCUUGUUACUGCUCUUGGUGUCCAGAAUCAGUCCAAGACAGGAGCGUCUUUCGAUAUCUCGAAACCAACUCAACUUGUAUCGGAAACUCUAUCAACUGUUUCUACCAUCAACACUCAUCAAAGUCUGUCACAAUCUGCUCAUCACACCAGAUCCCUUCAUUCACACCCUCAACUGCAUAGAGCGUCAUCUACUACAGCAAUCAAGUCAUCCGACUCUGCAGUCGUAUCCACUGCUAUUCCUGGCAUUUCCUUUUCUGUAGAUUUAAUCACAAAGGCUCCGUCUGCCAAUAAAUUCGCUACUUCUUCUUUCUUUGCUGCACUCGAGGAUAUUUCUGAAUCAGCGCACUCUCCAUUUGAAAAAUCUUUGGUGUGGAAACAGUUGUUGCAGUCUUCAAUCCCACCCAUCUCCACAGCUCAGGACGCAUUCGAUCUGGAUAGUGCUGCAAUAGAAAUCGCCUGCAAAAUGAGUAACAACAAUCAUACCCACUUCAAUUUCAACACGCUGGUGCUGUAUUUAUUGACCAAGUUAAAGCAGAUGCGCAAUCUUGCAUACGAAGGAGAUUGGCCAGUAGAAGCUCAUAAUGCUAUGUUUGCAGUACGUAUUUAUACCAAGCAUUUUGUUGAAACAUUAUCCAAACGCCAGGUUCUUGAGCUAUUUGAACAUGAUCGAAUCGUGUCACCAGAUAUAAAUGGUCCGUCUCAGAUUCUAUUCACUGAUCCACAAUUGCCUAUUCAUUCGCCAACCAACGACAAUCCAUCAAGUGGUUUAAAUGUACCCAGUUCAAGUCGUCCGGCUAGAAGAAGUUCAGCUAGCUCAGAUUUGCCUGUUAUCUCUAUUGAUCCAAGAGUUAUCUCAGGUUUGUUCCAUUGUGUGAAAUUGCAUUUAUAUCAAAAGUCAAUCUGA